GUUAGGGUAAGUUUGGCCAUCUUCCUCUCGACUUCUUGAUGAGCAUCUUCUUCAAUCCGCCAUUGCAAGGAAUUGAUAAUCACUGACUAUGCAUCCAUUCGGAUCACAGUUACUCAGUUCGCAUUACGCUGCCAUCGGAUGGGACCCUGAUAACGAUUACGCUCAGUUGACCAAACCGACUCGAGCACUACUCGAUCUUAACUUCCUGCCUGGGAUCCAUUUCUCGUUGGGCAAGCUGCCUGCACAUCAGUUUGCAAAUUCGGCUUCGCUUUCCGUCCUCAGUCCACCGUCAAACAUUUCACUCGCCCAACGAACAUUACCCCAGUCGUCCCCUUAUCCGACGCUAACAGGCAGCGUCUCUUAUGUGGCAUCAAGUAUCCAGUCCUUCCAGUUGGUUCCAACCAGAUUGGCCGCCCUCACGACGGUAGUCGAUCGAUUCGCAGUCCCUUCUCCUCCUCCAAAUAAGUCGGCUGAGCAGCACAAUGGCACUUUUAAUACGGCGCAAGACUAUCUGCUUUACGGCCGAUUUCACAUUCCAACAUAUAGGUUAGAUGCCUUGUACUCGUACCAAUUUUCGCCGACUUUACAAGCGCUGGCAACACUCGUAUCAGUACCUUCUUCAACGUCGAAUUCAUUAGGGAUCAGCGGCAAUGGCGCGAAUCAAGAUGGCUCCCCGAUUAAUCACAUGUCGAACGGAAUUGGAGGGCCAUCGAUUUGGAACAUGAUGGUAUCCAUGAACCAUGACACCGGGAAAUGGUCCCAACAAUACAGUUAUUCAACAGAGGAUGGCUUAUUUGGAGCCCGCGUCUUACAUAACUUUCCUGCUACAACUACCGUUAGGCGUCGGGAAAACAAUUCGGCUCUCGCCCAUAAUGCGGCACAAGAUAGCCAAGUUAGCCUGACGUCAACCGAUAGGAAAAAAUUGAUCGACGAGGAUGAAGUGAUGGAUAACGUCUUGAAAGGUCGCUUCUCCGUCGGCGGGGAACUCUAUUUUUCGGCUCAGAGGAAAUCUGCAGGUGUCUCAACUGGAAUCAGGUUUUGUACGAUCCCUGAUCCACCUGGAGCCGCGUUAACCCAACAACCCACGGUCAUCAACGCGACUCUAAACCCCAUCAUGGGCCAAAUCAGUACCUCCUAUGGCACGAAAAUCGGGCCCAAUCUAGCUAUGGCUACUCGAUUCGAUUUCAAUUUCUUUUCGUUCGAUUCAGAUAUCACGUUUGGAUUAGAACUGCUUCAAAAGAAACGCGCCAAGGAUUCUCACCUUAAUACCCAUCAACCUCAUGAGCUACUAGUUGAGGGAGCCGAAGGCAAAAGGGACUUGAAAAUCAUGGAAAAGUCUUACUCGAACUCAACAAGCAUGGAUAAGCAGGAUGUCAAUAGAGCCCCUGGAACCGCGAACAAUUACUUGAUCCAUUCCUUCUGGCGGACGGUUUCAGGAUUGGAGGAUACUUUGAGUAUCCUCAGGGCCAGGGUUUCUCCAGUAACAGGAUUAACGUUAAUGUGGGAAGGUAGAUGGAAGGAAUGUCUGAUCGGCAUCGGCAUUCAGUCCGAGUUUUUGGUCUCUUCUCCUCCAUUGUGCUUGUCAGCCACUACACAUCCCUCGAUCAAUGAGAAACAGCUGCCCAAGGUAUCCAGUCAUCCUCGUCAGCAAUCCCCGUUGAUCAAAGGAAUCUGUUUAGAACUUCAAUAUACUACCGAUAAUUAGGGAUUCUUGAGUAUAUUUAUUUUCUGGGCUUUUGUGCCGAACCGUGUUUUCCCUGAUCUUUUCUUCUAAUCACAAUCGAACAAUGAUUACAGUAUGUGAAGUUUACUCUUUUGCGUAGUUAACCAAUACUUGAGAAAUGAGAAAGGUAAUAUUGAAGAUAA
Puccinia graminis f. sp. tritici CRL 75-36-700-3 is the source of this 1866-nucleotide messenger RNA. RefSeq lists its product as uncharacterized. Bases 89 to 1705 code for a protein of 538 amino acids. Gene Ontology annotation, cellular component: SAM complex; ERMES complex. The transcript has 6 exons. Gene Ontology annotation, biological process: establishment of mitochondrion localization; phospholipid transport; mitochondrial outer membrane translocase complex assembly. NCBI's taxonomy places the organism in Eukaryota, Fungi, Basidiomycota, Pucciniomycetes, Pucciniales, Pucciniaceae. The record is from RefSeq and is a predicted model, not a curated record.